Alternaria alternata is the source of this 696-nucleotide messenger RNA. RefSeq lists its product as hypothetical. Lineage: Eukaryota; Fungi; Ascomycota; Dothideomycetes; Pleosporales; Pleosporaceae. The record is from RefSeq and is a predicted model, not a curated record. Bases 1 to 696 code for a protein of 231 amino acids. The transcript is spliced from 2 exons.
AUGAAUUUUCCCGUACGAAGUAGCGAUAUCUCAACACCUCACGAACGGCUUGAGGAGUGCGACCGCUUUGAGAAAAUUUACAAAGGAUACGACGCCUACCACUCGCAAGUCCGUAAACUAGACUGGCUAAAAAGUCACCACGCGUACACCGCCUCCCCCGAAGUCUCAAAACACGCCGAAUGGCUCAUUGAAACCCUUUACGCAAUUGUCGCUCGAUGGGAAGAAGUCCUACCUUAUAUCGCAGAGCCAUAUCCCAUACCACCCAAUAGUCCCUCCGCGUUCUCUUUCAAUGCAAUUCCGGAACCACCUUCUGGAAGGGAGAGCCUUGGUGUGCUACUGGAAGGCCUUGAAGGCAGAGGCAGAGCGAUGAUGGGUCAGCCCUUCGUAAACAACGCUGAUGUCCUCGCUGAGAUCGAUCUUCCUGGCUUCGGAACGAGACGGGUGCUGAAGGUGUUCAAACUGUUUGAGGUGCAACAGCUUGCUCUACACUCUUGCUUUAUUCGUAACCUCAUGUUGGGCCUGGAUAAACUGGAGACUGCUUGUAGACAGCAUGGGGUUAUAUCCACGGGUGGUGGGUCUGGGUGCGUUGCCGAUAUGCUAGUGGAUGUCGAGGGGGAUGUGGUGCUGGGUCUCACUCCUCCUGCGAUGGAAGGCAUAGAUGGACCCUUCGACAUGAGAAAGUCAGCUAAACCAUAA